This is a messenger RNA of Lynx canadensis (Canada lynx), 2995 nucleotides long. It is a transcript of the gene KCNT1, whose product is annotated as potassium sodium-activated channel subfamily T member 1. The coding region runs from base 1 to 2055 and encodes 684 amino acids. Gene Ontology annotation, molecular function: intracellular sodium-activated potassium channel activity. Lineage: Eukaryota; Metazoa; Chordata; Mammalia; Carnivora; Felidae. The transcript has 16 exons. The record is from RefSeq and is a predicted model, not a curated record.
AUGGCCGGGAGGCCGCUGGGGGCGCGGGCGCUGCCCCCUCCAGCGCCCGCGCCCCCGCCCAGGUACGGCGUGUGCCUCAUCGGGCUGAAGCGCGAGGACAAGAACAUCCUGCUCAACCCGGGGCCCCGGCACACCCUGGCCGCCUCCGACACCUGCUUCUACAUCAACAUCACCAAGGAGGAGAACUCGGCCUUCAUCUUCAAGCAGGAGGAGAAGCAGAAGAAGAAGGGCUUCUCGGGGCAGGGCCUGUACGAAGGGUCCGGCCGCCUGCCCGUGCACAGCAUCGUCGCCUCCAUGGGGACCGUGGCCAUGGACCUCCAGAACACGGAGUGCCGGCCGGCGCAGGGCGGCGGGGGCGGCAAGCUGACGCUGCCCGCGGAGAACGGCUCGGGCAGCCGGCGGCCCAGCAUCGCGCCCGUCCUGGAGCUGGCCGACAGCUCGGCCCUGCUGCCCUGCGACCUGCUGAGUGACCCAUCGGAGGACGAGAUGACGCCAUCGGAGGACGAGGGGCUGUCCGUGGCGGAGUACGUGAAGGGCUACCCCCCCAACUCGCCCUACAUCGGCAGCUCGCCCACCCUGUGCCACCUUCUGCCUGUGAAGGCCCCUUUCUGCUGCCUGCGGCUGGACAAGGGCUGCAAACACAACAGCUACGAGGACGCCAAGGCCUACGGCUUCAAGAACAAGCUGAUCAUCGUCUCCGCGGAGACGGCGGGCAACGGGCUGUACAACUUCAUCGUGCCGCUGCGCGCCUACUACCGGUCGCGCAAGGAGCUCAACCCCAUCGUGCUGCUGCUGGACAACAAGCCCGACCACCACUUCCUGGAGGCCAUAUGCUGCUUCCCCAUGGUCUACUACAUGGAGGGCUCCGUGGACAACCUGGACAGCCUGCUGCAGUGCGGCAUCAUCUACGCGGACAACCUGGUGGUGGUGGACAAGGAGAGCACCAUGAGCGCGGAGGAGGACUACAUGGCCGACGCCAAGACCAUCGUCAACGUGCAGACCAUGUUCCGGCUCUUCCCCAGCCUGAGCAUCACCACGGAGCUCACCCACCCUUCCAACAUGCGGUUCAUGCAGUUCCGCGCGAAGGACAGCUACUCUCUGGCUCUCUCCAAGUUGGAAAAGAGGGAACGGGAAAACGGCUCCAACCUGGCCUUCAUGUUCCGCCUGCCCUUCGCCGCGGGCCGUGUCUUCAGCAUCAGCAUGUUGGACACGCUGCUCUAUCAGUCCUUCGUGAAGGACUACAUGAUCUCCAUCACCAGGCUGCUGCUGGGCCUCGACACCACGCCAGGCUCCGGCUACCUCUGCGCCAUGAAAAUCACGGAGGAGGACCUGUGGAUCCGCACGUACGGCCGCCUCUUCCAGAAGCUGUGCUCCUCCAGCGCCGAGAUCCCCAUCGGCAUCUACAGGACCGAGUGCCACGUCUUCUCCAGCUCGGAGCCACAUGACCUCAGAGCCCAGUCCCAGAUCUCGGUGAGUGUGGAGGACGGCCCGGACACGCAGGACGCGCGGGGGCCCUGGGGCGCGCGGGCGGGAGGCGGCGGCGGCGGCACCCACGCCCGGCACUCGGUCGGCGGGGACCCCGCGGAGCACCCCCUGCUGCGGCGCAAGAGCCUGCCCUGGGCCCGGAGGCUGAGCCGCAAGGGCCCCAAGCCCGCGGGGAAGGCGGCGGCCGCCGAGUGGGCCAGCCAGCAGCGGCUCAGCCUGUACCGGCGCUCCGAGCGGCAGGAGCUCUCCGAGCUGGUCAAGAACCGCAUGAAGCACCUGGGACUGCCCACCACCGGCUACGAGGAUGUAGCAAAUUUAACAGCCAGUGAUGUCAUGAAUCGGGUAAACCUGGGAUAUUUGCAAGACCAGAUGAACGACCAGCAGAACACGCUGUCCUACGUCCUCAUCAACCCCCCGCCCGACACCCGGCUGGAGCCCAACGACAUCGUGUAUCUCAUCCGCUCCGACCCCCUGGCCCACGUGGCCAGCAGCCCCCAGAGACGGGACAGCAGCGUCGGCAACAAGCUGGCCUCGUGGCACCCGGAGACGCGGGACGAGACGCAGCUCUGAGCCGGCCCGCGCCCUGUCCCCACGUCGGCAUGCAUCGCGCUGCAUGGAGCGCGGGGCCCCUGCCACGCCGGCCCGGCCCUCGAAGAGUCCUCCCACGGCCGUGAGGGAGGACCGUGCCUCCGCGUGCUGGGAGGAGCUGGCGGCGAGGCCUUUUUUAACCUGUUUUUACAGACCCAUCCGAUCCGUGUCCCCACAUGUACCGCAACUCGUGACGGGGCCCGGCUGAGUGGGGAGGGGUCCCGCCGCCCUGGCCGUGCCGCGGGCUGAGGCCAGGGUGCGUGGGGAGGGGAAGAAGCUGAGCCCGACACUCGCGUGCACUCACUCGCGCACACGGCUCACGCGGGAGCCGUGUUUUCACGGCCACGUACCGAAGGCCCGCUCACGGGGCUUGCCCGCGGCUCGCGUGUUUUGUGGGUCCCAGCUGGCCUCGGCCACACGGUGGUGAGGGUCUGGCCCCGGGGGGCUCCCGGCCGGUGAGCUCUCCAGCACCGUGCGCCGGGCGCGAGAGGGAAGCCGUAAACACAAGAAAGUUGCAAGCGUCCAGCUGGGCCGGGAGACCCUCCGGAGGCCGGGCGUGCUCGGGGGACAUGGAGGGGCCGGGCGAGACCCCCGCAGGGGCCCGGGGACACCUGAGAGUUCCUGCAACCAAGGCCUUGGUGACGAAAAAGGAGAAGACUUUUUUCCCCUCUGGUUUUAUGUGACCCGUCGCACCCCGGCCCCUAGGCGUUGGGCAGGGGCGGCGCGUUGGCACAAGGUUCAACGCCCGUUAGCGCCCGAUGGAAGCACAAUUCACCGCAGGAUGCCGGCCCGGGUUUUCUCCUCAGCAAGGGAAGGAGCCUGGGUGGUGGCCGUUGGUGACAAGCCGCCCGGUUCCUUUGUGACUGUGACAGGUGUUGCACGGUCAGUGCUGGAACCUUCUAUUAAAUGGAUGCUUUCUGCA